This is a messenger RNA of Zonotrichia albicollis (white-throated sparrow), 1568 nucleotides long. Lineage: Eukaryota; Metazoa; Chordata; Aves; Passeriformes; Passerellidae. The record is from RefSeq and is a predicted model, not a curated record.
AUGUCCCUCUCCCUUUGCAGGUACUUGGCCAUACGAUACCCCCUGCACUCCAGGGAGCUGAGGACACCCAGGAACGCCCUCCUGGCCAUUUGUCUCAUCUGGGGGCUCUCCUUCAUCUUCUCGGGCCCUUACCUCAGCUACUACCAGGAGUUCCAGCUGGCCAACCUGACUGUCUGCCACCCCAUCUGGGAGAUCUCCCAGCGCAAGAUCAUGGACACCUGCACCUUCAUCUUCAGCUACAUCAUCCCCGUGCUCAUCCUCAGCCUCACGUACGUGCGGACCAUUCGCUACCUGUGGCGCUCCGUGGAUCCCCUCCAAGACAUGUCAGAGUCCAAGAAGGCCAAGAGGAAGGUCACCAGGAUGAUCAUCAUCGUGGCCGUGCUGUUCUGCCUCUGCUGGCUGCCCCACCACCUGGUGAUCCUGUGCGUGUGGUUCGGGCACUUCCCCCUGAACCACUCCACAUACGUGCUGCGCAUCCUCUCGCACGUCAUCUCCUACGCCAACUCCUGCGUCAACCCCAUCGUCUACGCCCUGGUCUCCAAGCACUUCCGCAAGGGCUUCAAGAAGAUCUUCAGCUGCCUCCUGCACAAGAGGGCAGCGCACAGGGUGCACGUGGCCCAGGCUGCCCACACGCUCAGCACGCUGGAGCCCGCGCAGCCCUGGGGGGAGGAAGGGCUGGAGGGGCAGGAGCACAGAGCAGAUGGCUCCUCUGCCACCUUCGACGUCAGCUAGCAGAGCUCCCUCCCAUCCCAGGGCUUUGCAGUCUCCUCCAGGCCUGGGGCCGGGCAACGUUUUGGGUUCAGUUGAAUCGUUUUCAUUCAAACGCACCCAGAAAUCACAACUGUGAUGCUGCUGACACAAACUCAGCCAAGAACCAGCCAAGGACAGGAUUUUCUUCCACCAAGCACUUGCUGAGAGCAGAGAGAUCAAACCCCAAAAUCCACUGCCAUGUGUAAACACCUGUUCCUCUAUCAUGGAUGGACUUACUCCCUGUUGCAUCUACACCCAGAGCCUGUGAAAGCUCUGGCCCCUCCAACCAGCAUUUCCCAGUUGAUGUGUGCAAGGAAGUGCAACCCCCCCAAUGGGGGGGGCUGCAGAUGGGGAUCCCUGGCCCCAGUGCCCAGCUGGAGGAAGCUUUCAGACCCCAAAACCGUAGGACUGUUGGACUGGGAUUUAUCCACAGGCCCCAGCAGUGAAGUGGGGAUGAAAAAUGAGAAAGAAGCAAAGCUCAGUCCCUGUGCAGCUCUGGCUCUUCUCCACAGGGUCUGAGCUCUGGAGCUUGUGGGUGCAAUUUUAGAGACAUUUGGAAAAUAUUGGUUUGUUUGUGUCCUGGUUUAGGAGCUGCAUCCCAGGGCAGUGCUGGGCACAAACCCAGCUCAGGUAGGAAAAUCCAGGAGCGAAGCACAGAAGGACCAAGGGGAGGGAGGUUGUUUGCCAGGGAAGCACAGCCAUGGAGCCAUGGUAGGGGAAGGAUUUUAAUGCCUUUGCACAGCCUGGGGACAGCUCAGCAUCUCAAGCAGGCAAGGUGCUUGUGGAGGCAAGCAGGACACUGGCACUGAGGUGGGACA